Messenger RNA from Apiotrichum porosum, 1416 nucleotides. RefSeq names its product glyoxalase (gene GLO3). Gene Ontology annotation, biological process: COPI coating of Golgi vesicle. The record is from RefSeq and is a predicted model, not a curated record. Gene Ontology annotation, molecular function: GTPase activator activity. Lineage: Eukaryota; Fungi; Basidiomycota; Tremellomycetes; Trichosporonales; Trichosporonaceae. The transcript is spliced from 6 exons. Bases 1 to 1416 code for a protein of 471 amino acids.
AUGGACCCCACAAAGGCCCAGACCACUGCGGCGUUCGCAUACCUCAAGUCUCAGAAGGCUAACAAGGCCUGCUUCGACUGCUCGGCCAAGAACCCCACUUGGACCUCGGUCACCUUUGGCAUCUACCUCUGUCUCGACUGUUCGAGUGUGCACCGUAACCUCGGUGUGCACAUCUCGUUUGUGCGCUCCACCAACCUCGACUCGUGGUCACUCCAGCAGCUCCGUCAGAUCAAGGUCGCUGGCAACCAGUCCCUUGCCGACUUCUUCAACAAGCACGGCGGCUCGUCCCUCCUCCCUCCUGGCAACAAUGAUGCUCGCACGCGCUACUCUUCGCGCCAGGCAAACCUCUACAAGGAGGAGAUUGCACGACGUGUGGCCGAGGAUGUGCGCCAGAACCCCAACGGCAUCCACAUUGAGGGCCUCGACCUGACCCCGAUGGGCUCGUCCACACCCGCUGAGAAGCAGGAGGACUUUUUCGAGUCUUGGGACAAGGCCGCGCCCACUCCUUCCCCUCGUCCCAGCCGGCCGUCGUCCACCGCCCCACCCUCCAUCGGUGUGCCCCGCACCGCCACUCCUCCCGCUGCCGCCACUCCUGCCGCGCCCACCGCUCCCCGCACUGUGAGCUCGUCGGCCCUGCGUUCCGGCGCCGGUGCCCGCCCUGCUGCCAGCUCGCGUCUCGGUGGCGCCCCCAAGGCGUCCAAGCUCGGCGGCUCGCGCCUCGGUGCCAAGAAGGCCUCGACCGGUAUCAACUUUGAGGAGGCUCAGCGCAAGGCGAUCGAGGAGGAGGAGCGCAUCAAGCGCCUCGGCUACGACAAGAAGAAGGAGGAGGAAGAGGCCGCAGCCCUCAAGGCUCGCGAGGAGGAGGAGCGCCGUAAGAACCAGGCGGCCGGUAUCGCCAACUCGCGGUCGGCUACCCCGCUCUCCAAGGCGCGUGCUGUGGUCGAGGACAAGCCCGUUCCCGUCAAGCUCGGUUUCGGACAGGUGGCGAGCGCGCCCGUUGCGCCGAAACCGCAGGCAGCGCGCGUGCCGGACGAGGCGGACUUGAUGAGCGCCGCCAAGGACCGUUUCGGCAACCAAAAGGGAAUCUCGUCGGACAUGUACUUUGGUCGCGGCAACUAUGACCCGUCGGCGGCCUCGGAGGCCCAGAGCCGUCUCCAGAACUUCCAGGGCGCCACUGCCAUCUCGUCCAACGCCUACUUUGGCCGGGAAGACGAGGAGGACGACGGCGGCGACAUGCAAGGUACCGACGGCAUGCUCGGCCUGGAGGGCAACGAGACGGUGCAGGCCCUCGAGCGCAACGUGCGCGACAUGGCAGGCCGCGUCAUGGCCGACCCCAACGUCCAGAACCUUACGGACCAGAUCCGCGCUGGUGCCCUGAGGCUGUCCGACUACCUCCAGACCUUUGAGCAGAGGUAG